GCCCCCUCAUUUGAUUCUGUCCAACAUUUCCCUCCUAAAACCGCCCGCUUCAACAUGGCUUCUCCUGUCAACUCCCCCACCACCAACAUCACUGGUCUAGAGACUGUUGUUGAAUCUGCCAUUGAACCUGCUGAACUCGCCGAUCCUGCCGAACCCUCAGAAAGUGACAAUGUCUCCCUAAGCUCUGGCGGAUCGGACUAUACGUCCCUUCGGUCCAGUGUCUUGGACUACGAAUAUGAGAAUGGCCGCCGCUACCAGAGCUAUCGUAAGGGCGAAUAUUUGCUGCCGAAUGACGAAGAUGAACAGGACCGGAUGGAUUUACUGCAUCAUGUGUAUAGCAUGGUGCUGGACGGCGAGCUCAAUCUCGCCCCCGUGAAGAACCCACAGCGUGUCCUGGACAUCGGCACUGGAACAGGCAUCUGGGCCAUGGACUUUGCUGAUCAACACCCCUCAGCCAAGGUGAUCGGAAACGACCUGAGCCCAAUUCAGCCGGGAUGGGUCCCCACCAAUUGCGUCUUCGAAAUUGAUGAUUAUGAGGCCAGUUGGGAGUAUAAUCAUCCCUUUGAUUAUAUCCAUGGCCGUGAACUUGCUGGCUCAAUCAAGGACAUCAAUCGGCUUGCAAAUCAGGCUUUUAAUAAUCUUCAACCUGGUGGUUACUUUGAGCUUGAUGCCAUCUCCCUAGAUGUCUUUGCAGAUGAUGACUCACUAAAGGAAAAAGGGCCCUUUACAGUCCAAAUGUGCCAAUUGAUCGGCGAAGCACAAAAGAAGUUCGGCAAGUCUAUGCAGGAUCUUGACACAUGGCCUGAUGCGUUAAAAGCAGCUGGUUUUAUUGAUGUGAUAAGUAAAGAAAUCAAGAUUCCACUCAGUCCAUGGGCCAAGGAUAAAAAACAGAAGGAAAUUGGGCGGUAUAUGAGCGCUGCAUUUGUCCAGGGUUUAAACUCCUACCUCCCAGGCAUCCUGACUACUGUGCUUGGGUGGUUGCCAUUAGAGACCACCGUCAUGAUUGCAAAAGUGCGCAAUGAGCUGGCUAAUCUGGAGAUUCAUCAGUAUCUGAAGUUGUAUAUCACUUAUGGCAGGAAACCAUAGGUAGUCUCAGCCCAGUCAGUGGUUUUUUAUGUAUUUAGGAUUGGAAGUAAUGUGCUGUUGAU
Penicilliopsis zonata CBS 506.65 is the source of this 1148-nucleotide messenger RNA. RefSeq lists its product as hypothetical. The transcript has 4 exons. The coding region runs from base 55 to 1086 and encodes 343 amino acids. Gene Ontology annotation, molecular function: methyltransferase activity. NCBI's taxonomy places the organism in Eukaryota, Fungi, Ascomycota, Eurotiomycetes, Eurotiales, Aspergillaceae. The record is from RefSeq and is a predicted model, not a curated record.